Parasteatoda tepidariorum (common house spider) is the source of this 2027-nucleotide messenger RNA. Lineage: Eukaryota; Metazoa; Arthropoda; Arachnida; Araneae; Theridiidae. The record is from RefSeq and is a predicted model, not a curated record.
GUUAACCGACCCAUUUAUUGUUGUGAUUAGGAUUUAAAGGGCAGCAGCAGUGAGAAAAUUAUCCGCGAGCCCGAGAAUCUUCAAUUUGUGGAUUCUGCCGAGAAAGAAAAAAAAAAGUUUGAUAAUGGAAUGAUUGGUGUGUUUUAAAGAAAUCAGCGUUAGCUCAGUCCUUAUUCGAUAAGCUUUUUCUUAACUCUUUUUCUAGUUUUUAAAAUCGAAUUCAUCAUGUUUUGCAGAACAGCAUUUUCUCAGCUACAAAAAUUGAAGAUAUCCAAAUUAAAUGUGCACAAUGCAGAUAAACUGAUUCGAACAAGGUCGAAUGCAGCACUUAGUUCUGUUUUCGUGUCCCGGGAUUACAGUUCCCAUGUAAUACCGGAGAAUCUGCAGUACGUAGAGGAUGCUGAUAAUCCGUCAUUUUUUCACAUGGUUGAAUAUUUUUAUCAUAAAGGAUGGUCUGUGGUAGAAGACAAACUAGUGGAAGAGUUCAAAGGAAAAAUGACCCUCGACGAAAAAAGAGAAAAAGUGAGAGGCUAUCUGGGAAUUUUAGGUCCUUGCCAUUCUGUUUUAGAGGUGUGCUUCCCACUAAAGCGAGACAGCGGUAAAUAUGUGAUGAUAAAUGGAUGGAGAGCUCAACACAGUCAUCAUCGGACACCUUGUAAAGGAGGUAUUCGUUACAGUUUGGACGUCAGCUUGGAUGAAGUGAAGGCGCUGUCUGCUUUGAUGACAUUUAAAUGCGCUGUUGUGGACGUGCCAUUUGGUGGAGCUAAAGCUGGAUUGAAAAUUAACCCCAGGGAAUACAGUGAAUUCGAAUUAGAGAAAAUAACAAGGAAUUUCGCUCUUCAGUUGGCAAAAAAAGGAUUUUUAGGACCAGGUUUAGAUGUUCCUGCCCCUGACAUGGGUACCGGAGAGAGAGAAAUGAGUUGGAUUGCCGACACUUAUGCCCAGACUAUAGGUCAUACAGAUAUGAAUUCCCACGCUUGUAUAACUGGUAAACCAAUCAAUCAAGGCGGUAUACAUGGAAGAAUUUCUGCAACUGGAAGAGGUGUGUAUCACGGACUGCACAAUUUUGUGAAUGAGGCAAGCUAUAUGAGUAUGAUUGGAACAACACCUGGAUGGGGUGGAAAAACAUUCAUUGUUCAAGGCCUUGGUAAUGUAGGAUUGCAUGUGAUGCGAUAUCUACACAGAGCUGGCGGUCGAUGUAUUGGCGUCAUGGAAGUCGAUGGUAGUAUUCUUAAUCAAGAUGGAAUUGAUCCUCGUGAAUUAGAAGAUUGGAAACUUGCCCAUGGGACUAUCAAUGGUUUUCCAGGAGCAGAAGAGUACACCGGUGAAAGUCUCCUGUAUGAACCGUGUGAAAUUCUUAUACCUUCUGCCAUUGAAAAAGUCAUCACAAAGAGCAACGCUCAUAAAUUGCAGUGCAAAAUAAUUGCAGAGGCUGCUAAUGGACCUACAACUCCAGCGGCUGACAAAAUUCUGAUGGAUCGUAACAUUCUUGUCAUCCCUGACUUAUACAUUAAUGCAGGUGGUGUGACAGUCUCUUACUUUGAGUGGCUUAAAAAUCUCAACCACGUGAGUUACGGCAGACUUCUUUUCAAGUAUGAGAGGGACUCCAAUUACCAUUUGUUGGAGAGUGUUCAAGAGUCAUUGGAGAGGAGGUUUGGAAAAGCGGGGGGACGCAUCCCAAUUGUCCCCAGUGAAUCCUUUCAAAAGAAAAUAUCCGGUGCCUCAGAAAAGGACAUAGUGCAUUCAGGUCUCGAUUAUACCAUGGAGAGAUCUGCAAGGGCAAUCAUGCGAACAGCCAUGAAAUACAAUCUCGGCCUGGACCUCCGAACCGCCGCUUACGUCAACUCCAUCGAGAAGAUUUACGCCACCUACAGAGAAGCUGGAUUAACCUUUACCUAAGUAGUGUCCUUAUUAAACGCUGUGUUGAUUUUUUGUUUGAUUAUUUUUUAAAAAAGCAUUUUAGUAACAAAUUUAUUCUGUUGUCGUUGGUGUAUCCUUGCCAUUAAAAAGUUUUUACCAGUGUCUUA